GUGUAACAACAUGCAGGUAAAGACCAAGAGCUGACAGACCACAUUCACUGCACACACACAUGCUGUUCAGAUCACAGCUCACACUAGUUUCAGCUCUCAGGAAGUGAAACUCAGACACUCGCUGCCACUGAGAGGAGAAAUGGAGCAGAAAGGAGUUCAGCUGGACCGGGAAACCUUCUCUUGUCCCAUCUGUCUGGAUCUACUGAAGGAUCCGGUGACUACUUCCUGUGGACACAGCUACUGCAAGUGUAUUAAAGGCUUCUGGGACGGAGAGGAUGAGAAGGAAGUCUACAGCUGCCCUCAGUGUAGGCAGAGCUUCACACCGAGGCCUGUCCUGCUGAAAAACACCAUGUUAGCAGCUUUAGUGGAGGAGCUGAAGAAGACUGGACUCCAGCUGCUCGCUGAUCACUGCUAUGCUGGAGCUGAAGAUGUGGCCUGUGAUUUCUGCACUGGGAGAAAACUGAGAGCCAGUAAGUCCUGUCUCAUGUGUCUGGCCUCUUACUGUGAGAAACACCUCCAGCCUCAUUAUGACAUAGCUCCAUUAAAGAAACACAAGCUGGUGGAGCCCUCCAAGAAGCUCCAGGAGAACAUCUGCUCUCGUCACGAUGAGGUGAUGAAGAUGUUCUGCCGUACUGAUCAGCAGUGUAUCUGUUAUCUCUGCUCUGUGGAUGAACAUAAAGGCCAUGUCACAGUGUCAGCUGCAGCAGAGAGGACUGAGAGGCAGAGAGAGCUGGAGGGGAGUCGACAAAACCUCCAGCAGAGAAUCCAGGACGGAGAGAAAGAGGUGAAGCUGCUUCAGCAGGAGGUGGAGGCCAUCGAUCGCUCUGCUGAUAAAGCAGUGGAGGACAGUGAGAAGAUGUUCACUGAGCUGAUCCGUCUCAUGCAGAAGAGAAGCUCUGAUGUGAAGCAGCAGGUCAGAUCCCAGCAGAAGAGGGAAGUGAGUCGAGUCAAAGAGCUUCAGGAGGAGCUGGAGCAGGAGACGGCUGAGCUGAAGAGGAGAGACGCUGAGCUGAAGCUGCUCGCUCACACAGAGGAUCACAACCAGUUUCUGCACAGCUACCCCUCCCUGUCAGCCCUCAGUGAACCCACACACUCAUCCAGCAUCAACAUCCGUCCUCUAAGAUACUUUGAGGACGUGACGGCGGCCGUGUCAGCAGUCAGGGACAAACUACAGGACGUCCUGAGAGAGGAAUGGACAAACGUCUCAGCGACUGAAGGGGAUGUUUUACUGCCACCAGCAGAGCCCACCACCAGAGCUGGGUUCUUAAAAUAUUCACAGGAAAUCACACUGGAUCCAAACACAGCACACACACAGCUGUUAUUAUCUGAGGGGAGCAGAAAAGCAACAAGAGUGAAACAACAACGGUCUUAUUCUAGUCACCCAGACAGAUUCACUGCAUAUCCUCAGGUCCUGAGUAGAGAGAGUCUGACUGGACGUUGUUACUGGGAGGUGGAGUGGAGCGGGAGAGGAGUUGAUGUAGCAGUCUCAUACAAGAAUAUCCGCAGAGCAGGGUUGGGGUAUGAAAGUUUAUUUGGAAGCAAUGAGAAAUCUUGGUCGUUAUAUUGUAAACAAAACAGUUAUACAUUUUGUUACAACAACAUCAGCACUCCCGUCUCAGGUCCUCGGUCCUCCAGAUUAGGAGUGUACCUGGAUCACAGAGCAGGUAUUCUGUCCUUCUACAGCGUCUCUGAAACCAUGACUCUCCUCCACAGAGUCCAGACCACAUUCACUCAGCCGCUACAUGCUGGACUUUAUCUUAAUUAUUAUGGCGACACAGCAGAGUUGUGUAAACUGGAAUAGCAUGAAGUCCUUUGAGGAACUCUUCUUAAACUCAUGGUGUGUCCAUCAUUGUUGCUGAGAGCUGAUUGGUUGUGUCUCCACUGCACUGAGAUCAGCUGUCAAUCAAACACUGUGGGCGGGGCUUUAACCUCUCCUCCUGAGUUGUUCUGUAAAUGUUGGAGCUUCUUUAGGCGGCGCUCCUUCCUGUGUCUGUUUAUCCAUGGAGGCUGUCACUGCUCAGGGGGAUUCCUGUUAACCUGAACUCACAUUUCUCUGCAUGGAAAUGUAAACUCUGCUCUUAAUAUUUGUUGGAUAUGAUUAUUGAUGCUUUUAUAUUUUCAUAUUUCUCUUUUAAUGCUCGGGUCUUAAGAGAGAAAGCACCAGAGCUUCUUUCAUUGUACAUAUUUUAUUCUCACUACUCUGGAAAAAAAGAGGCAUUUAUAACGACGUGUAUUUUUCACAGACUAAAUGUUAUUGUUGUUGUCAACAUGUUAACAAAAGAGGUACUCUGAUGUUUAUAACACAUAUUUCAUUAAACAGAGUCCAUUUAAAAUGAUAUUAAUCACCAUUAAGAUCAUAAUCAAUAAGUAGAUCAUGUAUUUUAUUUUAAUUAGCUCAGAUUUUUGUCAGACAAAUUGAAUGUGUGGGAAAAAAUACCAAUAUAAUUACAUGUAUUAUUUUUGCAGACUAACUGGUGUUGUUUCCAUCACUUGUUGCUUUUUAAAACUGAGAUGGUGUUUGUGCACUCAGACACUAAAGAGGAUUUAUCACAGAGGAUUACACAAGUGUACAAAGAGUCUGAAUUGUUUGGUCACGUUUGGACAUUUAGUUGAAUCCACACACACAUGAGGAACAGAUGUUGAGUAGUUCUGGUCUUGAGGUCAUUUAAAUGCUGAUUUUCAUUCAUUUUAAACUUCAGAAUAGGACAGUCAUGUUGGGUCAGAGUUUGUGUUUCCAGUAGGUCGUUAAUAAGGGAAAUAGUUUUUCACAUUGCAUUACAUGUCACUUAUUAGAGGCUUUCAUCCAAAGCGACUUACAUACUCCAUACUGAGGGCAACCCCCACAGGACCAACUCGGGGUGAGGUGUCUCGCCCAGCGACACAACGACAAGCUGACUGCAGUGGGGAUGGAACCCCCUGAUCCGAAAACCAGCACGCUAUCCCACCGUGCCACAGCCUCCCCCCACAGUCUCCCACCUUCUCAAGGUAUUGCUAAGCAAUGGUAGGCUUUCGUGGCAUAGCAGGCUGUAAAAAGUGUCUGCACCGCUUUCCAAAACAACCUGAGAGAAGAUACUCUUUAUUGAUCCCAAAUUUAAUCCCUAACAGCGGCAUGUUGAUCAUGAUAAGUUACAUGACACCAACGUUUCAAAUACAUGUGAAAGAAAUAAGUGAAUACACUGAGACGCUCCCUGAGACAGUCGGCACCGAUGGACGUUGUUAAAAUAAAAACAAUGCGUGCUUGUGUUCGAUCCAACAAACAUUUCAGGGUUUUAUUUUAUACUUUAAUCCGUUUAAUAACUGUGAGUGUGAUCCAGAAUGUGUUGUGUUUUAUUGUGUACCUGCCCAAGCACUGCAGGAGGACAUUAGCCAUUAGCUUGUUUCAUGUUAUAUCAGCCAGGAGCUUCAAAAUGAACUCCUUGUUGCUCCUUUCACAAUAUUAUUAGUUAGCUUUGAGUCAUUUCUGCCACCUUAACUCCUUUCUGGUUAGCAGUCUCUUCUCAUUAAAUUAAAAAGGUUCCACUUUUUAAGAUUAAGACUGUUUAAUUUAGACAAGAGGAAGGACGACUCACUUAUGUUUCAUAGUUUUAAAUAUUAAUAUAAUUUAAAUACCAUUAAUACAUUAGUACUGAUAAACCACCGUUUAGAGUAAAUGGUUAACCGGGUUAUGCUAAAGAUAAGAUGCCAUGAUUUUCAACAUCAGUAUCAACUCUACUCCUGCUUACAACAUGUUGUUCUGCAUGUGAGACCCAAAGUAUAACACAACAGCUUGAAGAGGCCCUGGUGUGCCUUUGUGGAGUCCUCCCCUUCCUGCAGUGUGUGGAAAGGUUUUUGUGCAUGUAAAUGGUCUGCAAAGGCUAAACUCCCUGUGUUCAGUCCAGAGGGAGUUUCUCUCCGCCACCAGACGGAUACAAAUGCUCCGUUUUAGUUUAAUACACACAGUUAAACUCACACACACAGUUUUAAGACUAUAUAGAGUUAUCUACUGAUGUACAAAAAUAACAAAUGAACCAAAGAAAGUGAAAACUAUAAAGCUAAUUCAGGCAGUAGGUGUAUAGAUAUUUGUUGGAUAUGAUUAUUGAUGCUUUCAUAUUUUCAUAUUUCUCUUUUAAUGCUCGGGUCUUAAGAGAGAAAGCACCAGAGCUUCUUUCAUUGUACAUAUUUUAUUCUCACUACUCUGUGAGUAAAAAGAGGCAUUUAUAACGACGUGUAUUUUUCACAGACUAAAUGUUAUUGUUGUUGUCAACAUGUUAACAAAAGAGGUACUCUGAUGUUUAUAACACAUAUUUCAUUAAACAAAGUCCAUUUAAAAUGAUAGUAAUCACCAUUAAGAUCAUAAUCAAUAAGUAAAUCAUGUAUUUUAUUUUAAUAAGCAAAGAUUCUGAUUUAAAAAAUUGAUUGUGCCGGAAUAAAUGCUGAUAUAGUUACAUUUAUUACUUUUGCAGACUAACUGUUGUUGUUGUUAUUGUUGUCUGAUCACUGUAGACAUUAACUGCUAUGAUGUUUUAUAAAACUCUAAGUACAUCAUUUGUUACUCUGCUUUAAAUCGCUUCUGGUUAAACACGUUAAUUGUUUGGAUGAAGUGAAUCUGAUCAAACAGACUUUCCUGAUGGGAUGUGUGAUCAAAUUCAAUGUUUAGACAAUGAAUAAAGGAUUUGAUUUCCACAAACAAACAAA
This is a messenger RNA of Eleginops maclovinus (Patagonian blennie), 4674 nucleotides long. RefSeq names its product tripartite motif-containing protein 16-like. Gene Ontology annotation, molecular function: zinc ion binding; protein binding. The record is from RefSeq and is a predicted model, not a curated record. NCBI's taxonomy places the organism in Eukaryota, Metazoa, Chordata, Actinopteri, Perciformes, Eleginopidae.